Thalassophryne amazonica is the source of this 1984-nucleotide messenger RNA. RefSeq names its product protein kinase C substrate 80K-H (gene prkcsh). Lineage: Eukaryota; Metazoa; Chordata; Actinopteri; Batrachoidiformes; Batrachoididae. The record is from RefSeq and is a predicted model, not a curated record. The transcript is spliced from 18 exons. Gene Ontology annotation, biological process: liver development; N-glycan processing. Gene Ontology annotation, molecular function: calcium ion binding. Gene Ontology annotation, cellular component: glucosidase II complex. Bases 158 to 1756 code for a protein of 532 amino acids.
CGUGCGCUUUGUUGUUGCGGAAGUAGCGACGUAACAAUCAGAAAUUAUUAGCCAUUAGCUUCUUGUUUGGCAAGUCGUCAGUUGCUGAUUCUCACUAAACUCUGACCAAGUGUGGAGCAGCAUUAUCAUCAUUAUUAUUAUCAUCACCGUCAUCAUCAUGCGCUGUCAGUAUCUUCUGCUACUCUUUCUGAGUUUGGGAGGCUCAGCAGUGGAAGUCCAACGUCCUCGUGGUGUCCCCCUGUCAAAACGGCAGUUCUACGAAGAGGAUAAGCCUUUCACUUGUCUGGAUGGCUCCCACACUAUUCCCUUUGACAGAGUGAACGAUGACUACUGUGACUGUCAGGAUGGCUCUGAUGAGCCAGGCACAGCUGCUUGUCCCAAUGGUAGCUUCUACUGCACUAACACAGGUUUCCGACCUGCAUUCAUUCCUUCCUCCCGCAUCAAUGAUGGAAUCUGCGAUUGCUGUGACACAACUGAUGAGUACAACAGUGGUGCUGCCUGUCAGAACACCUGCAGGGAGUUGGGACUCAAAGAGAAGGAAUCCCUGCAGAAGAUGGCAGAGAUUGCCAAGGAGGGAUUUCUGCUUAAACAGCAACUUAUCCAAGAAGCAAAGAGGGGCCUUGAAGAAAAAAAGACCAAAUUGGGAGAUGUUGAAGCCAGCAAGAAAGAGCUAGAAAACACAGUAGAGGCGCUGCGAACUGUUAAGGAGACUGCAGAACAGCCAGAGAGGGAAGCUAAAGAGCGCCACCUGAAGGCUUGGGAAGAUGUAAAAGCUGUGGCUCGCUUGGAGAAGGACAAGGCUAAAAUGGCUGAGGCUUUUCUUGAGUUGGAUGAUGACGCAGAUGGAUUCAUCUCAGUGGCUGAGCUUCUGUCCCAUUCAGAGCUUGACCCAAAUUCAGAUGGUUCAUUCGAAGAGACGGAGGCUCAGGAGCUGCUGGGAGGAGUGCAUAAAGUAGAUACAGUGACUUUUGAUGGUGUUUGGAAUAAAAUUAAAGAAGAAUAUAGAUCAGAGGCCAAAGCAGACGCCCCACCAGUGGUGGAGAGUCCACACGAGGAGGUGAAAGAGCCCGUCUCAGACAACGAGUCUGAGCAGUACCCAGAGGAUGACUUUCACGAGGAAGACGAUGAUGACGAAGAAGAGGAUGAUGAUGAUGACCCAGAUGAAGGCGAUGAUUAUAAAAGUCCUCCUGUGAAGCACGCUGAAGAAAAGAAGGAUGAGGAUGAUGCAGGUGCUAUGCCACCCUAUGAUGAAGAAACUCAAAAUCUGAUUGAUUCUGCUCAGAAAGCCAGAGAUGAGUUUGACGAGGCAGAGAGAUCUCUUCAGGAGGUGGAUGAACAGAUCCGGAACCUUCAGAAGGAGAUCUCCUUUGACUUUGGACCCAGUGCAGAGUUUUCUUACCUUUAUAGCCAGUGUUACGAGCUGACCACCGGCGAGUACAUCUACAGAUUCUGUCCAUUCCACAAAGUGACUCAGAAACCCAAAUAUGGCGGCUCAGAAACUAACCUAGGGUCAUGGGGAAAAUGGGCCGGUCCUGAUGAUAAUGUUUACUCUGUGAUGAUGUACGAACAUGGAACUGGGUGCUGGCAAGGCCCUAACAGAUCCACCAGAGUUAAGUUAUCCUGUGGAAAAGAGACCGUUGUGACUUCUACAUCAGAGCCCAGUCGUUGCGAGUACCUGAUGGAGUUUACCACGCCUGCUGUCUGCCAGGAGCCUCAAAGUCUGGAUUCCUUUCUCCAUGAGCAUGUAGAGCUCUAACUCUAAUUACACUUGUUUGCUGUGUUUUGCAGGUUGUUCUUGAGGGACCACAGCUGCACAAGCAACAUGAAGUUUGUGAAGUAGUGUCACCACUUUGGUGUUUAUGAGUAGUUGGGGUAUGCUGUCUGCACUUAUAAUUUCCUCUUCUAUAUGUUGUAUUGUUUGUUUCUUGUCAAACACAGUGUCAUUGCAGUGUUUUCAAAUAAAGUUAAUUUUGACAUAUUCCAA